AGUUUUAGUAUAUAUUGAUGGAAAAACGUAUUUUUCCUGGUUGUGUCUCUCUAUAAAUCGGACCUUUCGAUGAGAUAUUUUUGUUAUCAAUGAGUUGUGAAGGAAGAUACGGGUGCCUAUUACUCUGUUGCUGAUAUACACCACGUGACCCCUAUUCAAAUUCGUGGAAACUUCGCAAUGUAAAACUAACCCUAAGAGGAUAUGCUACAAAGUAAGUAAUUCCAUAAUGACAGAUACCGAAGAGGUUCCCAUAGAAGUAAUUGAGUUACACAAUCAUAUGGUUGAUAAACUUGGAAGUGAAAUAGGACAAGAAGAUGACAGAUUCCAUCGAUUAAUCAAUCUGUUUGAUAGAAUUCCUCUCCAACCCACAGAUAAACAUGAAAUUAAAAACAUGUCAGAUCUUAUUGGGAUACUUAUGAAUUACACAACGAUCAAAUACGGAGAGUAUAAGGCAUUAACUGAUAAGCUGGAGAUAACUCAUAAACGAAUGAAGUCGUUGGUCAUUGAAUAUGUUAAGAAAAUGGACAUUGCCUGGAGGCGAGCCAGGGGAGAGAACUCCAGCAUGUCACACAAGACAUUUACAGAUCAAGCCACAGCAUAUGGUGGGAGCAGACAGAAACCUGGUGUACAGGCUGUUCAGGGUACGAACGAACAUCCCAAAACUGAUAGAGAGUGGCGGUUUUAUCUGGAUUGGAUAUCGGAUAAAUUAACCACUGAAAUAAGCACAGUUGCAACCUAUCUACGCGUUUCAUCAGAUAAGCAGACGCAAAUUCAUAAAGAUAACAACAUUCAACAUGAAAAAUGCUUCCAAAUUUUAUGGGAAUGGUAUAGGAAAGCACAAGAAACAAAUAAAAUAGAGGUCUUAAAGGAUGCGCUGAUCUCGGCUGAUAGAAAGGAUAUCACAGACUACGAUAUACCCCAAACAACAAGGUUCACUGGCGAUAUCCCAUCCCCAGAAACACCAGUGACUGCAAUCGACUUGCAGAAUGUGUCUAAACACAUCGGAACUGAUUAUCCUUCUUUGGCGCGGUAUUUUGGAAUUGACGAGGCUGACAUACAUGCGUCAAAGCAUGACAAAGAGAGAAUACAGGAGCAGGCCAGGGACGUACUUCAAAAAUGUACCAAUCAAACGCUGUUAAAAACACGUCAACAACUAUGUGAUGGUCUAUGUUACAAAGAACGCAAAGACAUCACCGAUAUACUGAUAAAGGGAUGGCAAGUUGCUAAAUGAGCCAAAACCAGCGGCAUAUUGAUUUUAAACCUAAUACGUUCUCACUUUUGCCAGCGUAUUCAAAUGUUCUUAAGUUUAAACCAUCACAGUGUCAAUGAAAUUAUUUACUUUUGCACGUCCAAAUCUUAGGUUCCUAUACAACUGUGCAAUCGCUCUGAAUACGAAAACUGCGGCAUUUCAUUGACAAAUACCUUAUUAUUGUAGCCAGUGCUCGCCAAGUCUUUCUGCAAAGGUUAUGAAGGAUGGGAAUGGAACAACAUGGUGUGUCAGUGCAAUCUGAUCAUAGACUUCAGUGAGUAAUAUCCCGUGUCUCAACUGGUAUUUACCUGUCAAAGUUACGUAAAGCGUAUACACCAUUCAGAAGAUCGUAUGCAUGCCUUCACGAGCUAACUAAUUUAUACUAAUUACAUUUUGUAUGUCGUAACACCUUUAUACUCUUCGGACACGUAUCUGUAAUGUUAUCGGAAGGGACGUGGCCACUACACUUUUAUUGUGUUUCUGAGUCUCCAUAUGGCCUGAAUAAUCUGAAAAGACCAUGUUUGCAGCAUGAUAUCGUCAGUGUUCGGGACUUCCAUCUACUAAUAACUUGGUCAUUACAUUUUUAUGGUGUAUCCGAGUCUCGCUAUGAACUGGUUUAAUAAGCAAAGACCAAGUUUUCAGCAUGAUUUCUUUCACGUUUUUGUGACUUCCACCAACAAAUAACAUCAAAACAAGUGGUAUACAAUACAAUGUGGAUGUGUCCCAACUCGCUAUAAAACUAUCUACUAAGUGUAUUAUACAAUUUGGUUAGCUUAUAAAUGAAUUUUGCAGUUAAAAUAAGAUAAUAAAAGAAGAAAAACAUAAUUGAAUAAAAAAAUAUGUGUCUCUUUAUUAGGUGUGUACAACAAUGUGUACAUAAUUGUGACAUUAUAUAGCUGAUCGUAGCUCUACAUCAUACAAAAUAUCGAUAUGACCAGGUGUUCCUGGUGUUAUAGCGUUGACGCAAAGGCGUUCCAAAAGACUGAAAUGUCGCUGUAGUUUUUUCUACUCUCCCGCAGGCUUAGCGUCGAAAUUACAACACAUAAGCGCAGCUUAGAUGCAAUCAAAGUGCGCAUCCUAGCGGAGAGCAAUGGUACUAAAGCAGGUAUUUCAG
Mizuhopecten yessoensis (Yesso scallop) is the source of this 2363-nucleotide messenger RNA. RefSeq lists its product as uncharacterized. The record is from RefSeq and is a predicted model, not a curated record. The coding region runs from base 227 to 1231 and encodes 334 amino acids. Gene Ontology annotation, biological process: signal transduction. Lineage: Eukaryota; Metazoa; Mollusca; Bivalvia; Pectinida; Pectinidae. The transcript is spliced from 4 exons. Gene Ontology annotation, molecular function: protein binding.